CCUGUGCACGUCUGGCGUGGUGCGGCUCCACGUCAACAGCUGGCUGGAGGUGAGCUUCUGCCUGCCCCAUAAGAUCCACUACGCGGCCACGAGCCUCAUACCCCCUGAGGCCAUCGAGCGGAGCCUGAAGGCCAUCCGCCCGUACCACGCCCUGCUGCUGCUCAGCGACGAGAAGUCCCUGCUGGGCGAGCUCCCGAUCGACUGCUCCCCAGCCCUGGUGCGUGUGAUCAAGACCACGUCUGCUGUGAAGAACCUGCAGCAGCUGGCCCAGGACGCAGACCUGGCCUUGCUGCAGGUUUUCCAGCUUGCGGCGCACCUGGUGUACUGGGGCAAGGCCAUCAUCAUCUACCCGCUGUGUGAGAACAACGUCUACAUGCUUUCUCCCAACGCCAGUGUGUGUCUGUACUCUCCGCUGGCUGAGCAGUUCUCACGCCAGUUUCCAUCUCACGACCUGCCGUCUGUCCUCGCUAAGUUCUCCUUGCCGGUCUCCUUGUCAGAAUUUAGGAACCCCCUGGCCCCCGCUGUGCAGGAGACGCAGCUCAUCCAGAUGGUGGUGUGGAUGCUGCAGCGCAGGCUCCUGGUCCAACUGCACACCUACGUUUGCCUGAUGGCCUCGCCCAGUGAGGAUGAGCCCCGCCCCCGGGAGGAUGACACGCCCCUCACCACCAGGGUUGGCGGCCGCAGCCUCAGCACGCCCAAUGCCCUCAGCUUUGGCUCCCCAACCAGCAGUGAUGACAUGACCCUCACCAGCCCCAGCAUGGACAACUCCAGUGCAGAGCUGCUCCCCAGUGGAGACUCGCCACUCAACAGGAGGAUGACGGAGAACCUGCUGGCCAGCCUGUCCGAGCAUGAACGGGCAGCCAUCCUCAGCGUGCCCGCGGCACAGAACCCUGAGGACCUCCGCAUGUUUGCCAGGCUCCUGCACUACUUCCGCGGCCGCCACCACCUGGAGGAGAUCAUGUACAACGAGAACACGCGGCGCUCCCAGCUGCUCGCGCUUGUGGACAAGUUCCGCAGUGUCCUGGUGGUGACCACCCACGAGGAUCCGGUCAUCACUGUCUUCCAGGCCCUGCUCACCUGAGCUGGGGCACUGGAGGGAGCCUCCCCGACCCCAGGCUCCUUCCCUCCCCAUGGGGCCCCUGCUCUCCACAUCCUCACCCGCCUCCAGUCCUGGAAACAGCCUCAGGGGCUCUGAGCUGAGGUGAGGCUCGAGCUGGGAGAGCGUCCAGGACUCUUGCCUCUGAGUGAGGUUUGCAUGCUGCCCACACCAAUUUGGCCCGUAUUUCUCUCAGAGCCCCACCCGCCCUCCCGUGUUCCCUGGGCCUGGGCCGUCCAGAGCUUCAGGUCCGAGGGCCUGGCCUGGCCUGUAUGGCCAGCACUGGCCGCCUGCAGGCACCCUUCCCCCCAGCUUGCUGGUGCCUGGCCCAGCCCCUCCCCCCACCACAGUCCUGUGUUAGCCACCAGGAGGCCCUGGCCAAGCGGUCACCCCCGUGCCACCUGAGGCACGAGGACCUGGGCUAACGGUGUCCCGCAGCUGUCUUAGCUUCCCCUUGGCGGGGGUGUCUGCACUGGUGCUCCCCACACACGGCUGCCUCAGGCCUGAGGAGGAAGUGCGCCUGCUGGCCCCGGGUCCUCCUACAGAGACGAGCUGGCCACCGACGGGGGCUCCGGCCGAGACACAAAUGACACUGUUUUCUAUAAACACAGCAUUUAUUUCAUUUUUAAACAAUUAAAAAUCCUCAUCCUG
Molecule: messenger RNA, 1747 nt
Organism: Physeter macrocephalus (sperm whale)
Lineage: Eukaryota; Metazoa; Chordata; Mammalia; Artiodactyla; Physeteridae
Gene: NPRL3
Product: NPR3 like, GATOR1 complex subunit
Exons: 7
Biological process (GO): positive regulation of autophagy; cellular response to amino acid starvation; negative regulation of TORC1 signaling
Cellular component (GO): GATOR1 complex
Source: RefSeq, a predicted model, not a curated record